Molecule: messenger RNA, 863 nt
Organism: Prorocentrum cordatum
Lineage: Eukaryota; Dinophyceae; Prorocentrales; Prorocentraceae
Source: the annotation of a GenBank genome assembly
AGCUGCCACUUCUGCUCCCGCGCGGCCUGCUUCUGCCCCCCAUGGGGAGGGCGGCCGCCGAUGUGCAGCGGCGCGGCGCCCGCGGUCCUGGAGGACGCCGCUGCGCUCGCCAGGUACAGGCACCAGUGGGGCGGCCGGGACGAGGAGGCGGUGCUGAGCCUGCCGCCAGCGGAGAGGUAUGCGUCGCUGGCGGUGCUGAGGGCGGAGCAGCUGACCAUCGACCUGAGGCGCAACGGGAAGUGCGGCCGGUGCAUGCUGCAGGCCCCGCACUGCAUCUGCGGGCGCCUGGGCGAGCUGCGCGCGGCCGCGGCCGCGGGGCUCGCGGGCCGCCUGGUGCACUUCGUGGUGUGGAUGUGCGUCCAGGAGCGCCGGCGCGCGUCCAACACUGGGAAGCUGCUGGAGCACGUGCUACCGGGCAGCGAGGUGUUGGUGCAGGGGCUGCCCGCGGACGCGCGCCGCCUGGAGAGCCUGCUGGCCGCGGCGGGUGAGCGAGCAUUCGUCCUCUUCCCGUCGCCGGAGGCGUCCCCGGCGUCCGAGCUGCGCCCCGCGGCGGCCGCCCACAGUGCCUGCGGCAGCCCCGGAGGGGCGGAGGCACGGCCCUUCCUGGCGGUGCUCGUCGACGGCACCUGGCGCCAGGCACAGCACAUGGUGCACAGGAGCGCCCUCGCCGCCGUACGGCCCGUCGCGCUGUCGCCGCGCGGUCACUCGCAGUUCCACUGGAGGCGGCAGACGCAGGAGGGCCGCAUAAGCACGGUGGAGGCCGCCGCGCUGCUGCUGGAGGAGCUGGGCCUGCCCCCGGGCGGCGCGCCCGCGCUGCUGCGCCGCGCGCUGGCGGAGCUCAACGGGGCGCUGGAGCCCACAGG